Messenger RNA from Podarcis lilfordi (Lilford's wall lizard), 12863 nucleotides. Lineage: Eukaryota; Metazoa; Chordata; Lepidosauria; Squamata; Lacertidae. The record is from the annotation of a GenBank genome assembly.
CCCGCCCCCUGCACGCUGCAGCGGAAGCUGCCUCCACGGCCCACUUUGCAACCCGAUCCGAGGGGUGGGAGGCUAGAUCGGGCCGCAAACGCCGCCACUACUCCGUUCCCGGAGCGGUGGAGGAAGAGCAGGCAGCCCCGGGCUCUUUUCACUUAAUUCCAGAGCAGCAACUGGAAACUGCAGGGCAUUGCAAAGCAAGGCUGAGCCCGAGAGAGCAAGGAACAAGCAAGCAAGCCACGCUUGCAAUCUCUCCGGAGAGAGGCUCCGAAAGGGCGGGAGCAGAAUCGGCAAGGAUGGAGCCGGGCUGCAGUCUCUCCCCGCACUUCAUUUGAGAGUAAGUCCCCUAUAAUCCAAUGGCGCUUAAAGGUUGGAAGAGGGCCAGGCCUCUGUCUGAAGUCAUAGACAUAGGAGCCAGUUCCUAGGGGCCAUGAGUCUUGCUGGGUCACUUGGGAACAGUCCCUGUCUCUCUCGGCCUAGCCUACUCCACAGGGCUGUUGUUGUGAGACCAAACGGGGAAGGAAGAGAACCACAUAAUAAUAAUAAUAAUAUUUUAUUUAUAUCCCGCCCUCCCCAGCCGAAGCCGGGCUCAGAGCGGCUAACAACAAUAAAACACAUACGCUGCCGGGAGCUCGUUGGAGGAGAGGCGGGAUAUGAAUGCCAAUAAUGAUAUACAAGAAAUAAACAAAUUGCACCAAAUGUUGGGAUUUGAGUCUUGGGGUUCUGACAAGUCGUGCACCGACCAGCCCCUCUGCCCCUUGGUCUCUCAUCCUACAAAGACCGCCUCUCCCCCAAGCCCUAGGCCUAGAGGAACCUGAUUAACUCCUCUGCAUUCCUCAGUCCUACCACCUGUUUAAGUGCGGAGGACGGUUGUCUGUCGUUUCAGGGGUUUCCCACAUCUGCUGAAGCGCCUGGUGACCAAAAUCAUGCAGGAGAACUACGACAACGUCAUCUCACUGGGUAAGUAGCCAUUUCCAUGCUUUUUUGGGGGUUAGGUAUCAAGAUGCUGACAUACUGUCUACGCCAUCUUAGCCCAAACUAGUGUCUCCCAUCCUUCUCUGAUGCUGUGGACUAUAAGUCCCAUCAGUCCCGAACCACUGGCUGGGACGGAUGGGAACUAUAGUCCAAAAUAUCUGGAAGGUACCAGAUUGGGGGAAGGCUGGUCUUGAUUGCCAUGCCCCGUAAUCAGAAUUCCUUUGGGGUGAAAGGCACCAUCAUUCCAAACACAGCAGACCUUUAGUUGAGCUAUUUAUUUAUUCAUUCAUUUGUUCAGUCAUUCAUUCAUUCCACAAGAUUUAUAUACAGUCAUACCUUGGAUCCCAAAUGCCUUGCAAGUCAAACAUUUUGGCUCCCAAACGCCACAAACCCGGAAGUGAGUGUUCCAGUUUGCGAAUGUUCUUUGGAACCCAAACAUCCGAUGCAGGUUCCACAGCUUCCAAUUGGCUGCAGGAGCUUCCUGCAGCCAAUCGGAAGCCGCACCUUGGUUGUCGAAUGUUUUCAGAAGUCGAACAGACUUCUGGAACGGAUUUCGUUCAACUUCCAAGGUAUGACUGUACUGCUUGAUUGUAGUAAAACAGCAAAGCGGUUUAAAAAAAGAAUAAAACUAUCAGUUGGAAAACCAGUUAAAAACAAGUACGGUGGUACCUCCAGUUGCGGAUUUUAAGCUGAGGUUGGAUGGUCAUCUGUCAGAUGCUUUAGCUGAGAUUCCUGCAUUUCAAGAGCUUGGACUACAAUUCUAUGAUUCUAUGAAAUAUACCAAAUAUAGCCAUAUUUCAUCGAGACUUGCCACCCCUGUGCUUGGCCUAUUGUAUAAGUAACAAACGGUUGCCAAAUGGAGGCAAAAUACAUAGGUUUUGCUGCACCUUGAUAUGUCCUUAAUUUAUAAUACUUUGUAAGUCAGUUUCUCGGAGAUGAGAAUAAACAUUACUUGACCGAACCAUCUAUCUAAAGGAAAAUCCAAAGACUCUAUCCUCUGUUUUGGCUAGCAGUGCAUUCUACUGCUUCUAGCAGAAGCUCUUCCCUACAUCGUGCUAUGGGACCCACUUAACUAGGCAUGCCAAGGCUUGGACCCAGGAACUUCUGCAUGCAUAGGGUUGCCAUACUGCAGAAAGUAAAAACCAGGACUCCCUGAAAGUUGUUGAGCCUAAGGCAUAUGGCAGCCCUAGGCAUGCAUAGCUUGUGCUCCGCACACUAGGCCAUAUGGCUACUCUCUCCAACGGACUUAGCCCUGGACUGACCCCUUUAUGCACUGCUCUAAUCUUGGGAGCAUCUCUCCACUUCCUCUGACUUGCCCCUUCUCUUUCUGUCUCCACAGCGGAGGAGAUCGCCAUCAGUUGGCCCCGGAUCACAGCUUUCGCUGAGUCCCACAGGAGGAGAGGACUUGUCCCUGGUAAGUUGGCAUGGAGGAAGGCAUCUGGCGGUACCCCACUAGGGCUGCGCGAUACCUGCUUUUCAGCAUCGCAAAAAAAAAAAAAAAUCACCAGCAAAACACCGCAAUAUAGAUCACGAAGUCUGAAAUAAGGAUGGAGCUAUGUGGAGGAAUUGGCUGGCUUCACGUGUCUUUUUUUCCUGCGUCGUGAUUUUUGCAUAGCACGCACACAUGCAAACAAGUACCAUGAUGCGCGAUAUAUUGCCAGGUCAAAAUUAUGAAGCCAGUCUCACGAUACUGGCUUCAAACUGGCCUUUGGCGAUAUGUUGCCCAGCUGUAACACACAUCAUGUACUGCAAGACUGCCCCUCUGGAAGGGGACACAGUCAAACCUCGGUUUUCGAACGUCUCGGCUGCCGAACAAUUCGGUUUUCGGACGUCGAAAACCUGGAAGUAAAUGCUUUGGUUUUCGAACGCGCUUCGGAAAUCGAACGUGCCACGCGGCCUCCGCUGAGUGUCGGCUGUUGCGUCCUGAGCAACCGCGGAAAAUGGAGAUGAUAUUUGGCGCUAUGUAGUUGGCUUAUUAUUAUUUGGCUUAUGAUUUGGCUUAUUUUAUUUUAUGCUUAUUUGGUGUGAGAAAACCGAGGUACCACAGUAUUUGGCUUAUUUUAUUUUUAUUUUAUUUUAUGCUUAUUUGGUGUGGUGUGAGAAAUGGAAAGAAGCUGCGAAGAAGCCAAGAGAACCAUUGACAGAACAACAACAGCGGUGGAGAAGGAAAACAUUUCCAAACACGCAAGUGGUGUCCCUGUAUGUCGUCCGACAACACAGUUUGGUAUGGCCGAAUCUACAAUUGCUGGCAUCUUAAAAAAUAAAGGAGCCGUUGGAGGAGCCGAUGUCGCAAGAGGCGUUGAAACACUCGCAAGACAAAGAACACAGACAAUUGAAGAAGUGGAAAAAUGGCUUACCAUAUGGAUAAAUGAAAAACUGUUGGCCGGUGACCACAUUUCUGAGAACAUAAUUUGUGAAAAAGCUUUACAGUUGCAUGCCGACCUCACCCAAAACACCCCUGGAACAAGUGCUGAGAGUUGUAUUUUCAAGGCAAGUAGAGGGUGGCUUGAUAAUUUUAAGAGGAGGAGUGGCAUUCACAGUGUGGUGAGACACGGCAAAGCUGCCGACAAAGGAAAUGCCGAUCGAUUUGUUUUGGAAUUUAAAGAUUACGUUAAGGCCGAGGGUUUCCUUCCGCAGCAAGUUUUCAACUGCGAUGAGACAGGCCUCUUUUGGAAAAGAAUGCCAAAGAGGACCUACAUAAGAAAGGAGGAGGAAUUAUGGCCAGGGCACAAGCCCAUGAAAGACAGACUUUCCCUUUUAUUUUGUGCGAAUGCAAGUGGAGAUUUUAAGUUGAAGCCGUUGCUGGUCUACCAUUCUGUGAACCCCAGGGUAUUUAAGAAAAACAACGUCAUGAGAAGCAAAUUGCAUGUGAUGUGGAGGGCGAACAGCAAAGCUUGGGUAACCAGGCAGUUUUUUAUCGAGUGGGUUCAUGAAGUGUUUGGGCCAAGUGUGAAAAAAUACCUCCGAGACAAACAUCUUCCCAUGAAGUGCCUGCUUGUUGUGGAUAACGCUCCAGCUCACCCUCCAAGCUUGGAAGGCGAGUUGGUGGAAGAGUUCAGCUUCAUCAGUGUCAAGUUUUUGCCCCCCAACACGACUUCCCUCAUCCAGCCCAUGGACCAGCAGGUCAUAUCUAAUUUUAAGAAGCUUUACAACCGAGCCCUCUUCCAAAGGUGCUUUGAGGUGACCUCAGACACAGGGCUAACCCUCAGAGAGUUCUGGAAGAACCAUUUCAGUAUCCUACAUGGCUUACAUCUCAUAGACAAAGCAUGGAGGGAUGUGUCUCAAAGAACACUGAAGUCAGCCUGGAAGAAAUUGUGGCCAGAAGCUGUCCCGGACCGCGUACCUGAGGACGUUGAAGAGGAUGCUCUUAUUGUUGAGGAGAUAGUGUCUCUGGGGAAGUCCAUGGGCUUGGAAGUGAGUCGGGAUGAAGUGGAGGAGUUAGUGGAGGAGCACAAGACAGAACUCACCGCAGAAGAACUUCGAAACGUUCUGAUGGAGCAACAACAGGCUGCAGCUGAGGAAUUGUUUUUGCAGGAGGAGGAGAGAAGAGAAAGUGUUCCUACGGCACUGAUCGAAGACAUGUGUGCAAAAUGGGCUGAUCUGCAAGUUUUUGUUGAAAAAUAUCACCCCGAUAAAGCCGCCGUGAGUCACGCCACGAGCACUUUCAAUGAUCAUGCGAUGUCUCACUUCAGACAAAUUUUGAAACGUCGGGAAGAAGAGCAAAUGUCCAUUGUAAAAUGGUUAGCGAGGAAAAGAUCCAGUGAGUCUGAACCAGGUGUCAGUGGUGUAAAAAAAAUCAAGGAAACGCAGGAGAGGAGUAACCCACAGUGAUUUUUGAAGCAAGACCCCCCCCCAAAAAACCCAUCAUUGCAGGUAAGAAAAAUUUACAUUUAUCAUCUGUGUUGUGUUUAUUUAUUAUUGCUUUUACAAUACAGUUUAAUGUGUUUAUUGCUUUCAUUGUGUAUCAUUAGAUAGUAAAAUUCAUGUUAAAUUGCUGUAUUAGGGGUAAUAAUAAUAAUAAUAAUUUAUUAUUUGUACCCUGCCCAUCUGGCUGGGUUUCCCCAGCCACUCUGGGCGGCUUCCACAAAGGCCAAAAAUAAACUAAGAUGUCACACAUUAAAAACUUCCCUGAACAGGGCUGCCUUAAGAUGUCUUCUGAAUGUCAGGUAGUUGUUUAUCUCUUUGACUUCUGGUGGGAGGGCAUUCCACAGGGCGGGCGCCACUACCGAGAAGGCCCUCUGCCUGGUUCCCUGUAACUUGGCUUCUCGCAGCGGGGGAACUGCCAGAAGGCCCUCGGCGCUGGACCUCAGCGUCCGAGCAGAACGAUGGGGGUGGAGAUUUUAAAGGUCUGGAACGGAUUGAUUCAUUUUGCAUUGCUUUCUGUGGGAAACUGCGCCUCGGUUUCCGAACCCGAAUGGUCUUCCAGAAUGGAUUACGUUCGAAAAUCGAGGUUCCACUGUAAUGCGGUAAUCUUGGGGAAGCGUUGCAGAACAACCAGUUAUAAAUCUAAUACAUAAAUUAGUAAAUAAGCAGGAUGACGUUUGCACAGUCCAGCAUGAACCCACCACUUAUAUGCUAUUAUUGUCUCAGUGUUAUAUUGCAGAAUGCAGAAGAAGCUGACCUGUCUCAAAAUCCCUUUUGUUUUGCUAAUCCAUCUGCAUACCAUACUCUUUUUUAAGCAUCUGUGCCCUUGCUUUUGAGAUGCUUUUACCUGCUUUAUCUGUCUCUGUUUCUAUUGUGUUUACUAUUUAAUUCUGCUAUUUUAAAAAAAUAAAAAACCAUUAUAUAUAUAUAUAUCAUUAUAUAUGAUAUAUAUAUCAGCGCUGAUCCUAAAACAGAAGGGUGGAUUUUAUUUGAUUCUUAAAUAAAAAAGAAAAGAAAAUUCAGGUCUGUUCAUUGGCAUGGAAGCUGUACCAGUUUAAUACAGUGGUACCUCGGGUUACAGACGCUUCAGGUUACAGACUCCGCUAAACCAGAAAUAGUACCUCGGGUUAAGAACUUUGCUUCAGGAUGAGAACAGAAAUCGUGCAGCUGCAGUGGGAGGCCCCGCUAAAGCGGUACCUCAGGUUAAGAACAGUUUCAGGUUAAGAACAUAUUAAGUUCUUAACCCGAGGUACCACUGGAUUAUGGCAAGAAGGAGCGAGAACUCCCCAUUAUUCUGUUGGUCUUGCUCCAGGCUGACGCCGGGGACAGUUUGGCCUAUUUUUAAGUCAGCGUCUGUAACUGUGCUUUUUAAAAGUGGCUUGGUGCACAGACGUUAACCAUUGUUCACCUCCAUGCUGUAAAAAGCUCCUUUCCUGUAUAUCAACCCGCCAUUAAGACAUGGUCCUGUUUGGUUGGCAGCCCUGACUGGGCACUCCAGUCUGAUCAGCGUCCCAUUUUGUCCCCCCGUGGUGCAGACGUGGAGCCCGAUCAGGGCCAAGCAGAACAGACCCCGAUGCACGAUUCAACGGCAGCUGGCCCCAGCGAAAGUGGGAUGAAUGCCGACCUCCGCCGGCAGCUGGGCCUCAUUCUGCAGACAGCUGGCAGGAACCAGGUGGAGAAGAUGUUGCGGGAGCUGGUGAAGGAGCAGAGCCAGGAAGGGAAGCGGAAAGCCCGGAAGAAGGCGCCAAAAAGCCCCAAGGAUGAAGGUGGGCGCGGCUCGUGGCACGAGCUGCAGUGCCGGUAAAACAGGGUGUGUGUGAAACUCCUAAGAAAUAAGAACAAAACUCAGCUCAGCGAGGCUGCGAGGCUCUGGCAGGGCCAGCUUGGGCUUCCUGCAAUCCCCCUGAACCUGUUUGAUAGACUGAUUAUUCUUUAUUGAACUUACCAGGCCCCCAAAGAGUCUCUAAGUGACUUCUGUUUAAUCAUCUUUUAUGUAUAGCAUUUACAUAAAUGGUUCCACCUCUCAGUUCAAUCUCCACAACAACCCUGUGAGGUAGGCUAGGCCAAGAGACAAUGACUGGCCCAAAGUCACGCAAUGAGCUUAAUGGCCGAGUGGGGAUUUGAACCCUGGUCUCCUAGGUCUUAGUCUGAGACCUUAAUCACUACACCACACUGGCUUCCUUACCUUCUCCUCCUGCCCCACUGUCCCCCAGGAUCAGAUGAGGGGUGAAAUGUGAGGAGCAGAAGCAGGCUCCGUGCAGGCGUAGUCUUCGCCUGCUUGCAUGCAGCUCGGAUAGGGAGUCUGGCUUGUCCAGAUUGGAUUGUUCCUGGUAAAUUUCCCCUUUAGUUCCCUCUUAAAAACAAGAAUGACACGACAGUCUUCUUUAAAAAGUAAUGGUCAAGUUUACUUACAUUCAGUUCACAGUAUGGUCCUGAAGGCAGGCUUUAGCUUGUAGUUACAGGUACAGUUGUAGAGAAAAAGAAGUCUGAGCUAGGCCUCAGACUUUCUACCUUGUGGCUUCCAUCCUCUGUAAGGAUGAGCCAUGUUCUGCUGGUUAAGAGCCAGCAGAAGAGCAGCAAAAGAGCCAAAGGGCCAAAAGAGAAGGUCCAAAGAGGAAGAUGGCCGCAUGACUAGUCCGUUUAUAGGGUCUGCUAGGGUCACGCCCAUCUACCUGGUCACACACGGGGAGGAUGCUCCAGACCAGGUGUGACAGGAAGUCCUCCCUGUCUGGAGCAACAUUCCCCUGCGUAUCCACUCUAGGAAACAGGAAAUGUUGCAUUUGACUGCUACAGUGAAGAUACAUCCCACACUGACAGCUCCUUGACAACUUGUCUCUUUCCCCCCCAACGAAAUGACAGCCGCUGAGGAGAACGAAGAGGAGCCACUUCAGGGGGAAAUCAACCUGGAGAAGACAGAGCCGCCGGGUUCCCCGUCAACGGGGAGAUCCAACAGCCCAGACGAGGUGGAAGAAGCCAGCGGUGGUCGGUGCCAGCCGGACCUGGAGGAGGGGCAGCUGCCGCGAGUGCCAGCAAUCUGUCCGCCGGAGGCCAAGGCUCCCAAGAAGCUCCAAGACCGGCAGGAAAGGCCGGGAGUGUGCGUGGAGUGCGGGAAGAGCAACGCGAGCGGCAGUGGGCGAGGCCACAGCACCCCAACCCCGGAGAGGCCGCACCAAUGCGCCGAGUGCGGGCGCUGUUUCCGUCAGCGCUCCAUCCUGGCCAAGCACCAGAAGAUCCACUCGGGCGAGAAGCCCUACCCGUGCACGGCUUGCGGCAAGCGCUUCAACCGCAGCUCCAACCUGGCUCAGCACCGCCGGGUGCACACGGGCGAGCGCCCCUUCCCCUGCGCCGCCUGCGGCAAGGCCUUCACCCAGAAGUCCGACCUGGAGCGCCACCAGCGGGUGCACACGGGAGAGCGCCCCUACGCCUGCCGUGACUGCGGCAAGCGCUUCUCCGUCAGCUCCCACCUCGACCGCCACCGCCGCACCCACCGCCACGGCCUCCGGGAGGAGGAGCCCCCCACGGCUGCCGCCCCAGUCGCCCACCGCUGCCCCGAUUGCGGGAAAUGUUUUGGGCAGCGCUCGGCGCUCUCCAAGCACCGCAAGACUCACUCCGGGGAGCGCCCCUACCAGUGCGGCGCCUGCGGCAAGCGCUUCAGCCGCAGCUCCAACCUGGCGCAGCACCAGCGCAUCCACACGGGCGAGCGCCCUUUCCCCUGCGGCGACUGCAGCAAGCGCUUCAUCCAGCGCUCCGACUUGGAGCGGCACCAGCGGGUGCACACGGGCGAGCGGCCUUACACCUGCGCACAGUGCGGGCGCGGCUUCUCCGUCAGCUCCCAUCUCGACCGGCACCAGAGGGUCCACCAAGCCCAGGCGGCCGCCGCGGCCGCCCACCGCUGCCCCGAACACAUCAAGGGGUUCCUUCUUGGGGCGGGCAGCAAAGCGGGUUUGAAACACCCUCUGUGCGGAAGCGCCAAGGGACGCUUCACGCGCAGCAGCCACUGCCUGGACUGCGGGAAGAGCCUGGGCAAAAUGCCGCCGCUGUCGCUGCAACCGCCGGCGGAGAAGCCCUUCAAGUGCGAGGAUUGCGGGAAAGCUUUUGCCCAGCGCUCGGCACUGGUGAAGCACCAGCGCAUCCACACUGGGGAGAAGCCGUUCUCCUGCGCCGACUGUGGCAAGGCCUUCAUCCAGAGGUCGGACUUGACCAUCCACCGGCGGAUGCACACGGGCGAGAAGCCGUACCGCUGCGACGCCUGCGGCAAGUGCUUCAGCGUCAGCUCCAACCUGCUGACGCACCAGCGCACCCACCUGGGCGAGAAGCCCUACGCUUGCGGGGAGUGCGGCAAGGCCUUCAUCCAGCGCUCUGAGCUCACCAUCCACCAGCGCACCCACACCGGGGAGAAGCCCUACAAGUGCGGCGUCUGCGGCAAGUGCUUCAGCCGCAGCUCCCACCUCAACCGGCACCAGCGCACCCACAGCAACGGCAAGGCCUCGGCCGGCAGCGCCGGGACGGCCCACACCACACUGCUGGCCGCCAGCGCUGCCAAACCUGCCGCUCCCCUGCCCGCCUCGGCCUUCUCAGCCUCCUUUGCUUCGCCUGGCCCCCUGCCCGCCCUGCCUUCCUUCCCCUCUUCUAUCUCGUCCCUCGCAAUCCCUUCUUUGGACCUGCCCUGGUCUCUGUCCUUUCCCUCUCGGGGCUUUUCCCACUCGUCCUUCUCUUCCCCUUCCCCCGGCGGGGCCCAGGCUUCAUCCCUGAUCAACUAAAUCCUGCCCGUCCUACAGCUGCACACACACCAUAUAUGGAAAGCUUCCCCCCAAAGAAUCCUGAGAACUAGUUUGUCAAGAGUGCUGGGAACUGUAGCUCUCUCCCUGUGUGCAAACGACAAUUCUAGGAUUUUUCGCGGAGGGGUGUGUGUACUUCAGAUUUGUGGCAUGUCUCCAUUCCCUGCCUGGUGCUCUCCUUUUCCAUCUAAUGGCCACCUCUUAUUCAUCCCAGCUCUGUUCUCAUUCUGCUUCCCUGGUUAAACUAGCACCACGUCAUGCCCUGUUACAAUUGCUUUGGCUUGAACAUGGAUCAUCUGCUCACCUGGUGAGCAUCCCUCAUCGCAGGCAAGUUUCUUCCCCUUGGCGGUUACAUUGCCUGUGAUGAAUGAUGCCACUGAAGGGAGUCAGUAACGAGUGAGACUGCACUGUGAGAAGGAAGUUUUCCCUCUGAACCUGAGUGUCUUAAGUUGCACGGUCUGCAAGCAGCUUUUGGCUUGACGGGAAGGUCUUUUUAAUAGGAGGGACCAUUCAGAACUUCAGACCCACCACCCUCCUGCACGAACACUGCUUUGUGGACUGGAAUGACGGAGGACUGCAAAAGUUGAACCACUGUUUAUGUAGUUAGAAAGGACCAAGGGGGGUCAUCUCAUCCAGCCCAAUCUUUUUCCCAACGUGAGACUCGAACCCAUAACUCUGAGAUUAAGAGUCUGCUUCUCUGCCAGCUGAGCUAUCCGGUUGUGUUUGGGGCUCCGUGAUCAUGAAAGCGACUUAGUGAAACGGUGGGCUGUCUCCUGCAGGGGUGCGGGCCUAAUAGGAGCUGGAAUUCAGUCACAUCCGGAGGAUCAAAAGUUAGCCGCCCUUGCCCUGCUGCCCACACACCGUUCGUCCUGUACUUCUCAUUCCUCCUGUUCACGAACGAAUGCAGCCUUCUUCGUCAUCUUCAGAAGUUUUGGACUACAACUCCCAUCAGCGCCAGCCAGCAAAAAUAUAAUGUAGUCCAAAAUAUCUGGAGGAUACCAGAUUGGCAAAGGUUGACACAACGUAAUGCAGAUGAGCUUGCACCAUAAGAUUCAUUCACACAAGGGGUUUUGUUAAGCUUGAAAAGGAGAAGGAUUGGAUUCUUCUAUGAUUCUAAACUGCAUUUAAAGAACGGGAGGGGUGAUACUCAUGAUUAAUCGAGACUGUAGAGAGGUCCCACAAUGUAGAAGCAGCAUGGAAGGCAGGAGAAGACUGUGAGUCCAAGGUUUGUUAAAAGGCAGCUGGCGUAUAUCCAGGCUACCUUUUGAAGUCUGGAAUAGUGAUUCUAAGUAGCUUCAACUUUCAUGAAAAAGGUCCCUGUUUGCACCAUCCAUUUAAACAGCUAUUCUACCCUUUUAAACAGCCAUGGUUUCCCCAAAAGAACCUGAGAGCUGUAAUUUGUUAAGUGUUGAGAGUCAUCAGGAGACCCCUGUUCCUCUCACAGAACUAAGAUUUCCAGAGUCCUGGAAAGGACAACUGAUCAUUAAGCAACUCUGGGAAUUGUAGGUCUGAGAGGGGAAUAGGGGUCUCCUGACAACUCUCAGAACCCUUAACAAACUACAAUUCCCAUGAUUCUAUUUUAGGGGGGCGGGGAGAGCCAUGAUUGUUUAAAGUGGUGUGAUACUGCCUUAAAUGUAUCGUGUAGAUGGGGGUCUUAGAAACUGGGAUUAAAAAUAGAUAUACCUGGAUUAAUCUGGAUUAAAAGAUUGUCAAACACCUGCCUGGAUUAGGGUGCAGCUGCUGGGGGUGGGCUGUAUAAUCCUGCGUCUACCCUGAUGGUUUUAUUCUGCAAUUUGCAGUCUUCUGCCUCUUCCUUUCCCCAAUUCUGCUACCUCCAACUCUUCAUCUGUCUUCUUCAUCCCACCUGAUUCCAUGCAUAUUUACUUGGAUACAAUCCGCAGUGAGUUCGGUAGGCUUACUUCCAUGUAAGGCGAGGUGGGGAAUUUGUGGCCCUACAGAGGCUGUUAUACUGCAACUCCCAUGAGCUCUUCAGCCAACAUGGCCAAUUUAUCGUGGGCGAUUGGAGUUGUAGUCCAAUAGCCUCUAGAGGGCUUCAGGUUUCCUCAGCCCAGAUAAGUUUUCAUAGGAUUGCACCCAUUAGCACAUAUGUAUCUCAUUCCAUUUGGCCUUUCCACCAUCUGCAUCUGAUGCCUCUUCAGUUUGGCAAUAUCUACAUCAGUGGUUUGGAUUGCUUUAGUAGCCAUUUUCUGCUUCCCAAGGAAGGUCUCGUUGACACGAGCAGAAAACAUGAAGAGAAAACAUACAAUAUAGUCGAGUUCUGAGAUUGUACGCUUCAGCUUAUCAGAGGGGAAUCACAGUUUUUUUAAAAAAUGCACACCUAUCUGAGGGAUUUCUUGCUGUUAGAAUGCAACAGAAGGAAAGGUGAGUUAGAAACUUUCUCCUUAUACACUAGUUGUUUUUGUGUGUGCGUGUUUUUAGGAAGUGGUACAGCUCACACUUCAGUCUCAUUUCCCCACCACAUGAGGAGACCAGGCCAAAGCCUAAAUUUUCCUGAAAAUUUCUCGUAACAAAGUACCCUUGCCAAACUACAAUUCCUGGGAUGGGGCACCCUGACGGUUCAAAACCACUUUAAUGUAGAUUUGCCUUCCUUGGUGUUCCUAACACCAGACUGGCUUCGCUUUUAUCUUUGUAUUUUCUUGCUUUUGGGGGGCCCUUCGUGCUGCUGGGAAAGGCAGACCUCUCACACUGUUAUCAUCAACUCGGUGCUGUUAAUGUUAUGGUGCAUCUGUAGAAAGGAAACAUGGAAGAUGUGCUGCUUGGGGUGGGGGGUGGGAAGGGUCUGUAGGGUUUUCAUACUUGCGGAGACCAAAAAUACAACGGAUUGUGUUUGACCGGUUGCUGCUGAAAGGACAGAGGCAGGAAGCAAAUUAUGUGCCUUGUCUCCAGACAUCUCUGCCAUCUCCAACCUGGAGAACAUUACUGCCGUUGACUUGAAGCUAUCUGCAUCUGGGGCAAAGAAAAAAAAAUUAUGUACAUUGCAUUAAGAGAUCUCCGCUGGGGAAAAGCUUCCCAAUUCUACCAAGUUCAAAAGGCUUCACAGUUCAUGGUACUCAUGAAUUGUGCAUUUCAGCAAAUCAAAAUGUUGAUGAGCAUCUUUUCACACACACAACACAUCCUUUUUAUUUUUGGUAUUAUUAAUAUUAUUGUUUGUGGUGUUGGUUUUUUGUUUUUGUAUCGAGUGUAAAACUGGCUAAUUUUUAUUGUUAUUGAUGCUGAUGAGGUUGGGGA